Zeugodacus cucurbitae (melon fly) is the source of this 3049-nucleotide messenger RNA. It is a transcript of the gene Prp6, whose product is annotated as pre-mRNA-processing factor 6. Gene Ontology annotation, biological process: spliceosomal tri-snRNP complex assembly; mRNA splicing, via spliceosome. Gene Ontology annotation, molecular function: protein binding. Gene Ontology annotation, cellular component: U4/U6 x U5 tri-snRNP complex; catalytic step 2 spliceosome. Bases 161 to 2956 code for a protein of 931 amino acids. NCBI's taxonomy places the organism in Eukaryota, Metazoa, Arthropoda, Insecta, Diptera, Tephritidae. The transcript is spliced from 5 exons. The record is from RefSeq and is a predicted model, not a curated record.
UUGAUGACAGCUCGUCUAAGAGUUGUGAUAAGCAAACGUUUACAAUAAACUCGUAAAUUAUAAAUAAUUAUAAAAGCGAAGUGUUACAACUUUCAUAAAAUAAUACUUAUAAGUGAGUAGAAACUGUACAAGCGGAGUCUGUGAGUUGAAUUUUACAAAUAUGUCGAAUAUAACAGCAGCAGUAAUUGCGAACCGCAAUAAGAAACAUUUUCUUGGCGUACCGGCACCGCUGGGCUAUGUGGCUGGUGUGGGAAGAGGUGCCACCGGUUUUACAACACGUUCUGAUAUUGGUCCGGCGCGCGAUGCUAAUGAUGUCUCAGAUGACCGACAUGCACCACCGGCUGCAAAGCGUAAAAAGAAAGAAGAAGAGGAGGAGGAGGAUGAAGAUUUGAACGACUCCAAUUACGAUGAAUUUAGCGGCUAUAGUGGUUCGUUGUUCUCUAAAGAUCCAUACGACAAAGACGACGAAGAAGCUGAUCAAAUUUACGACUCAAUCGAUAAACGUAUGGACGAGAAACGUAAAGAAUAUAGAGACCGACGUAUGCGUGAAGAUUUGGAGCGUUAUCGUCAGGAAAGACCAAAAAUUCAACAACAGUUCUCUGAUCUUAAACGUUCAUUAGCUAAUGUCACCGCUGAAGAGUGGUCAACCAUACCCGAAGUGGGUGAUAGUCGUAAUCGCAAACAGCGUAAUCCACGCGCAGAAAAGUUUACGCCUCUUCCUGAUAGCGUGUUAUCACGUAAUCUCGGCGGUGAAGCGCAGUCGACAAUCGAUCCCUCAUCGGGCUUAGCAUCAAUGGUGCCUGGUGUGGCCACACCUGGUAUGCUUACGCCAACUGGUGAUUUAGAUUUGCGCAAGAUUGGUCAGGCACGUAAUACGCUAAUGAAUGUUAAGCUGUCCCAAGUAUCGGACUCUGUGACUGGACAAACUGUUGUCGAUCCCAAGGGUUACCUUACUGACUUGCAAAGUAUGAUACCCACAUACGGUGGCGACAUAAAUGACAUCAAGAAAGCACGUUUACUAUUGAAGAGUGUGCGCGAAACCAAUCCUAAUCAUCCACCCGCUUGGAUCGCAUCGGCACGUUUGGAGGAAGUCACUGGUAAGGUACAAAUGGCAAGAAAUCUUAUUAUGCGUGGCUGUGAAAUAAAUCCACAGUCAGAAGAUUUAUGGUUAGAAGCAGCACGUUUGCAACCACCAGACACCGCUAAGGCGGUGAUUGCACAAGCCGCACGUCACAUACCAACCUCGGUGCGCAUUUGGAUCAAAGCGGCUGAUUUGGAAACCGAAACGAAAGCAAAGAGGCGCGUCUUCCGCAAAGCACUCGAACACAUUCCCAACUCGGUACGUCUAUGGAAGGCCGCCGUUGAGUUGGAAAAUCCUGAUGAUGCGCGUAUACUUUUGUCGCGCGCUGUGGAAUGUUGCAACACAAGCGUGGAGUUAUGGCUGGCUUUGGCACGCCUUGAAACCUACGAAAAUGCGCGUAAAGUAUUGAAUAAGGCACGUGAAAAUAUACCGACCGACCGACAGAUUUGGACCACUGCCGCGAAACUUGAGGAAGCAAACGGUAAUAUACACAUGGUGGAGAAAAUCAUUGAUCGUUCCCUGCAAUCGCUUGCCGCUAAUGGCGUUGAGAUUAACCGCGAACAUUGGUUCCAGGAAGCCAUUGAGGCGGAAAAGUCUGGCGCUGUGCACUGCUGUCAGGCUAUUGUGAAAGCUGUUAUUGGUAUUGGAGUUGAAGAGGAAGAUCGCAAGCAAACAUGGAUUGACGAUGCUGAAUUUUGUGCUAAGGAGAAUGCAUUCGAGUGUGCUCGCGCUGUAUAUGCGCAUGCGCUACAAAUAUUUCCCUCAAAAAAGAGUAUAUGGUUACGUGCAGCUUACUUCGAGAAGAAUCAUGGCACACGCGAAUCUCUGGAAGCUUUGUUACAGCGCGCGGUUGCACAUUGUCCUAAAUCUGAGGUACUCUGGCUCAUGGGCGCCAAAUCCAAGUGGCUUGCUGGCGAUGUACCAGCGGCACGUGGGAUAUUGUCUCUGGCUUUUCAAGCCAAUCCAAAUUCCGAAGACAUUUGGUUGGCUGCUGUCAAAUUGGAGUCUGAGAAUGCAGAAUACGAACGUGCACGUCGCUUGUUAGCUAAGGCGCGUUCUUCGGCGCCCACUCCACGUGUUAUGAUGAAAUCUGCACGCUUAGAAUGGGCUUUAGAUAAUUUGGAGGACGCCUUGCGUUUGCUCGAUGAAGCCGUAAAGGUAUUCCCCGACUUCCCGAAACUGUGGAUGAUGAAAGGUCAAAUUGAAGAACAGCAGAAACGUUUGGAUGAAGCCGCAGAGACGUACAAUCAAGGCAUAAAAAAAUGUCCCACAUCCAUACCACUAUGGGUGCUAUCGGCUACACUGGAAGAACGUAAGGGCACGCUAACUAAGGCGCGUUCGAUAUUAGAGCGUGGGCGUCUACGUAAUCCCAAAACUGCUGCGCUUUGGUUAGAAGCAAUACGUAUUGAACUACGUGCCGGCCUCAAUGAGAUCGCAAGCACAAUGAUGGCUCGUGCUUUGCAGGAAUGUCCAAAUGCGGGCGAAUUGUGGGCGGAAGCAAUUUUCAUGGAAUCCAAGCCGCAGCGCAAAACAAAAUCGGUUGAUGCACUCAAAAAAUGCGAACACGAUCCACAUGUGCUAUUGGCGGUUUCAAAGUUAUUCUGGUCUGAACAUAAAUUUACCAAGUGCCGUGACUGGUUUAACCGUACGGUUAAAAUUGAUCCCGAUCUCGGGGAUGCUUGGGCGUAUUUCUACAAGUUUGAACUGCUACAUGGUACUGAAGAACAACAGAAGGAGGUUUUAGAGCGCUGCAUAGCCGCAGAACCGAAACACGGUGAGGCCUGGUGUCGUGUAAGCAAACACAUUAAAAAUUGGUGUUUCAAGACGCCAGAGGUGCUGAAUGGCGUUGUUAAACAAUUAAAUAUACCGGUGUAAAGUGCACUCACUAUUCAAUGAUAAAUAUGUUAGAGCUAGUACCACUACAACAUUAAUUAGGCGUUCGCAAUAUAAAUACAUUUUAUUCGAGAA